This is a messenger RNA of Sphenostylis stenocarpa, 342 nucleotides long. NCBI's taxonomy places the organism in Eukaryota, Viridiplantae, Streptophyta, Magnoliopsida, Fabales, Fabaceae. The record is from the annotation of a GenBank genome assembly.
AUGUGUGGUGACGUUGGUUUCCCUGACAAGCUUUUUCGCUGCAACAAAUGUCGCCACCGAUUCCAACACUCGUAUUGUAGCAACUACUACGGGGAAUUAGUUGAAAUAGAACUAUGUGAUUGGUGUCAAAGUGAGGGGAGAAGUUUCUCGAGACAUAGUGUUGGUAUUGGGUCGAAUUCGAAGAAACCGGUGGCCGGAGCGACGACUCGAUCGGAAUAUUCCGGAGAGAAGAUCAAGCACCAUGAAGAGAGUGGUUUGAACUCGGAGAAGGGGAAGAGUCCCACUCCUUCACCAAGACCCUCCACACGAAGGUACAAGCUUCUGAAGGAUGUUAUGUGUUGA